CACAUCUCCCGCACGCGACGACGCACAGCCUAAAAAGCUCGAUGCUGCUGCUGCUGCGGCCGCUGGAUUUUUCUAAUGCUCCAGAGGAACCCGCGAACUUUGAGGCUUCAAGGAUGUUCUUCUCGGAUGGGACUCUCUCAGCCGUCAGUAGUGCGCUCCUGUUGGGAAUAACGUGCCUCGCCGCGCUCUGCGACCUCACCCAGGGCUCCUCGGACCUCUCAGGUUACCUGUCCAAAGUGUUGAGGAACUACACUGAGCAGGCCUGUGAAGGGGACCUCCUAUCCGUUCGCUGCCCGCCACGCACCACCAUCACCGUCCAAUCAGCUUUCUACGGGAGGAGGGGUGCCUCUGACCCCCAGCAGUGCCCUCAGACCUACCAGGCCCUCCUUAGCUCUUACAACGCUCAGGAGGAUGUUCGAUAUUGUUCUGUGUCCACCGCUCUACAGAAGAUGCUGGACGAGUGCCAGGACAGAAGGAGCUGUCAAGUCCUUGUCAACAGCCGCGUGUUCGGGACGGACCAGUGUCCCGGCAUCAGUAAAUACCUCAUUGUCUGGUACAAAUGCCGACCGAACGAGUAUAAGAGCAAGGUGGUUUGUGAGGAGGAGAGGAUGAGGCUGAGCUGCAAGCGGGGCAUGCAGAUCGCCAUCUACUCCGCCAUGUUUGGCCGAACGCAGCAGGGCACCCUGGAGUGUCCCCUCCAUCACCUGAGGGCGCCGUCAGUAGACUGCCAGUCGUCUGUGGCUCUGCAGGUCCUCACCGCCCGCUGUCAGGGCAAGAAGAGCUGCCUGGUCCGAGCCUCCACCAGAGACUUUGGAGAUCCGUGUUACUCCGGCACCAGGAAGUACCUCAGCGUCAUCUACACCUGUGUCCCAAAGAAGUUGCUCCAGGAGCAGAGCCCCAGACCACCGGUGUUCUCCCCUCCCCCAGGUGCCCAUGACCCCAACAUAGUGGGAGACGGUCCUCCGGAGGGGAACUCGGUCAAAAGCCCUGACGCUGUCCCAGAUAAGAAGAAGGUCAGGGAGACGGACCCCAACGAGGAGAAGGCUCAAGACGCUGAGAGAGGAGGAGGAGGAGGAAGACGAAGAGGAGGAGGAGGAGAGGAAAGUGCGCUGCGGCCCAGAGACAUGAAUCCCAUCAUCAACUCCACCUCCAGCGCCAACAUGGCUCUCAUCAGCAACGCACUGGCAGCCUACACCUACGUAUCAGACCACCCAGAGAGGGCAGCGCUCUUCUUCGUCUGCGGCGUGUGUCUGGGCCUCUUCCUCACGCUCUUCGCCCUGGUGGUCCAGAUCUCCUGUCGCACCGACUGCAAGACCCGCAAGCAGCCCCCCGCCAAGAAGCGGCCCCGUCCCACCGACACCUCGUCCGACUCCAGCGACUCGGACUCGGACUGGGAGACCACCUCGGACCUGUCGGCGCGGAGACACCGGCGGUUCGAGCGCACGCUCAACAUGAACGUGUUCACGUCGGCGGAGGAGCUGGAGAGGGCGCAGCGGCUCGAGGAGAGGGAGCGCAUCAUCCGGGAGAUCUGGAUGAACGGGCAGCCGGACAUCCCCGGGACACGGAGCCUCAACCGGUAUUACUGAGGCUCUUCAUAGGAAGAUCACAUGACUUGAACGCACUUGGCUCGGAGGCGAGGCCCCCGGACGAGGGCCACACAACCGUGGACUCGCUCGUGAGAAACAGUGGAAGUUACUGCAGACCUGGAAAGAAAGUCCUCCCUCUCCGCCGGUUGGUAUAUUCCUCUGGGUGUCAUAAGCUAUACCCCAUUUAGAAAGAGAAUAAGCUCUCUGCAUGGUCAGCUCAGCUCCCGGCCUCUUCUCUCCGAUGAGAGAGAGGGUGAAAGGCUACACUGCCUCGCCCGUGACCUCCGCAGGCCUUUUUGAAGUGGGGGGGGGGGGGGAUUUAUGGGGUCGGAUGCCUUCACACUGGCCCACAGAGACUACAUGCUGACUGAAGGACCGGGGCCUCAGAUGGGUCUGCUCUAUACGGACCGUGGAGCAGCUGCAGGAGACACUUGGGGCUUCACGCUCAGAAGAACCCUCCAGUAUUUAAGUGUGGACAUUAACGGAGGAGGCGGGGCUAAGCUGAACGCAGCUUGUAAGACAAUCUCUCCACAGUGGGAAACAAACAAAAAAACCAUGCUGCCUUUUGAACUUUCAAAAAACCAAAAGAUUAUUUUUUUUGGGAGGGGGGGGGGGGGGGGGGGGGACUUCAUCUCAACCCUUAUGAAAUAUAUUUUAUGAUAUUUAAUAGUUUAUUGAUGUUGUGUAUUGUUUUGUUCUCAAGUAUGGUUUGUUACGAGCUAUUUUUUUUUUAUACCUGGCGAAGGUUGUCCGGCACCUCAGGGAUGCAAUCCUCGUGUUUCUGUGUUUCUUUGAGUGACGUCUGCGCUUCCUAAGAAGUGGAUCGGCCCGUUUCAACAGCUGUGUCAGCAUUUAAAUACAAAAAAUUAAAAUUAAAGAUGUCAUAUAAAGAGCCUCCAAGAGGAUGAUUCAGCGAUUUUAACCUUAUUUUUGAUACCCGAUGUUUGAUAUACACUGCAGUGCCUUCGCUAUACUUUUCAAGAGUGCAGCUCCGGUCAUCGCUCGGAAACUGGUCAAAUGAUUCUUAUAGAUUGGAAAGAAAAACACCAAAUUUAUCUGGUCGUACAUGUAUUCCCGUCUAACUGUCGCUGGAGUGGAGCACGUGUAAAAAGCUGAAUGUCUCAAAUGUCAAAAUUUGCACUUGUCGUCUCAUCAGAUGGAAAAAAAUGUCGUAAAUAUGCCAAUUGUUGUUCAAGUGGAUUUGUUUGGAAAUUGUCUUUUCUCACAGAUUAUAGUGAAUGUCAGAUGUUGGCCUUCUUCUUCUUCUUCUUCUUCUACUUCUUCUUCUUCUACUUCUUCUUCUUCUUCUUCUUCUCAAAGAUACCUGUGCUGCACAGAUGCUCGUGGUGAUCGCCUGCUCACGGCCGUCUGAAGAAGGAACGAGCGCUGCAGCAUCUGCUCCUCGUAAAUCACGUCGCCAGUUAUAUCGUCACAAUAUAAGCUAUUGUCAAUCCAGCUCUGUGUUGUUUUGUGCUGCCCUGGAUUCAAGCAUAGGAAAAGUAAAAAAAAUAUAGUUUUCAUUUAAGAAAAAGGAAGCUUGGUUAGAGUUUUAACUGAGAGCACACGGGACAUAUUGGGGUCAUCCACGUAAAGCCUGCCACUCAAUGUAGGUUAUCUUUUAAUAAAGACAGCUCUUGUGUUGUGACUUUGAAUGGGAUUCAAAUGUGCCAAUAGCUGGUGAAGUGAGACCAAAAUAUGACUCCUGUGCUUUGAAUAAACU
Messenger RNA from Platichthys flesus (European flounder), 3306 nucleotides. RefSeq names its product protein eva-1 homolog C (gene eva1aa). The record is from RefSeq and is a predicted model, not a curated record. Gene Ontology annotation, molecular function: carbohydrate binding. NCBI's taxonomy places the organism in Eukaryota, Metazoa, Chordata, Actinopteri, Pleuronectiformes, Pleuronectidae.